GUCUCACUCUGGCGGCUGUGUGGGGAGUGAUCAGCCACGCAGCUUGAGACAGCGCAUACAAUCCUGUGAUCAGACAUGAGUGUGUUUGAACAUUUCUGUUAGCAUUAAUCACGGCUAGAAUGUCUAUAAAGGUGAUGCCAGUCCCCCAGACCGUAAUGGUAACCAUAAACAAUCCAGAUGAGGACGGUAGAGUUUCAGCGUUGCAGCAUGACCACCUGUCUAAUUUGAAGACUUUGGCUGAGAAGCUACACCUUGAGACAAAGAGGCCUUCACAUAUAGAGUGGAGAUUUCAGUUAGAGAGCAAGAAAGCCAAAGCUCUGGAGGCAACCGUGGCUGUUAAAGAAGGACAGAUACGAUCCUGGAGUUCUCUGAAGUGGACAAAAUCCUCACUGGACCUUCCAGUAAACAAGUUCCAGAGGCAUCCACCUGAGAGACUGAAAGGAUUUGGAAGCGUUACCGAGGCGAUAGAAUGGCUGACAAAAGAGUUGAGAGAUAUGCGUGUACAGGACCAGGAGCUGGCUCUCCAGCUUAUGCGUCUACAUGGUGAUCUUAACAAGCACAAGAUUGAACAGGCAUGUAAACAGCAUCGGAAAAUGUUAAACGAUGCUACGUUUGAGCUGGAGGAACGCUAUGAGAUGUUGGACCUGCUUUGUGAUGUCCCUGUCGCUUCUGGAUUCAGCCUCUCCGCACCACUCAAGCUCAUUGGGAUCACUAAGAUGAACAUCAGCUCCCGUCGCUUCUCCCUUUGCUAAUUCCUGUAUAGACUGAGUAAAGAAGUAUUGCAGAUUUAAUUCCCAGCUGAAAUUUACUUGAUAUGCUUUGACUUCAGUGAUUCUGGUUAUGCUUUAAUUUAUUAGUAAUUAACCUGUGCUUAAUCUUGAGCUUUUUAACUGUCUGUAUGGAGUUCUGGAUGUUCAUGCCACUAUUGCCAAAGUUUAAUGUGGAUUCAAUGGUUUCCUCUAACUGUCCAAAAAAAACAAAAAAAUGCACGUAGGCAGAUUGUCUAUGCUUAGUUUUGUCUAGGGUGUGAACAAGUGUUUGAAUGUGUGUGCAUGGUUCCUUGCAAUAGACUGGCAUCACAACCCGGGUAAAUUUUCUCACCUUGUGCCCAGCAUUACCAGGAUAGGCUUUGACACUGAUCAUGGCAGAUAAAACCAUAUUAAGGCAGACCCUUUGUGAAUCAAUGACUUUAUUUAGACAAAGUAUGGCUACCAUCGAAUAAGUGCAAAAUCAACCGGUUCCACAGGUAAACAGCAUGCUGGGCAUUUUUUCUAUUGUGCAAUUUUAUUUUGGACAGCUAGACAUCAGUAAGCUAUAAAGCUGACUAAAUUGCAACCCUGAUGACAAAGUGCACACAGACAAACACUUUUAAAGCCACCACGCCGCCAACUAUUCUGAAUGGAUUUAUGAUUGAUCCAAGGCCAGAGUCAUUGACAUUACAGUAUUAUCAUUCACCUACUGUGAUCUAGAACAUUUUUUUUGUCAUUAGAACCAUUUCACACCUUCCGUACAUCAUUGAUCUAUUUCACUAACGAGGAGGUGUGGCUACUUGUACUAUAUGGCCAAUAGUUUGUGGACACUUGAUCAUCUUUUUAAGCAUUCCAUUCAGAUUCCCUUCCAAUGCCCUUCCUAUGUUAUAAUAUUUCCCACUUUUCUAUAAGGGCUUUCCAUUAUGUUUUUAAAUCUGUCUGUGGGGAUUUGUGACAAUUCAGCCACAAGAGCAUUCGUGAGAUCAGACACUAAUGUAGAAUGAGAAGGCCUGGAGAGCAGUCAUUGUUCCAGUUCAUCCCAAAGGUGCACUUAAGGUCAGGGCUCUGUGCAGACCAAGUCAUUUUUAAUCACUUUUAAUGUAAUUUUAAUUUCUAAGUAAAACUUUAAAUUAUUGUGGUAGGGAAAAUUUUAUGAGAGGAAUAAUAGUUUCACUUUUGAGACUAUUAUUAAGUGACACUGGUUAUCCAAUUAUUAAGGAAAGCUUGCAGUGCAGCUUUGCUGGUACAUAUACUACCAGUCACAAUUUUGGACACACCUUCUAAUUCCAUGGGUGUUCCUAAUUUUUAUUUCUUUCUACACUGAAAACAAUGCUUAAGGCAUCCCAAAUAUGCAUUUAUAUUUGAACAAUUGAUAUUAAGAUGUGUCUGUUACUUAUGCUCCGUAAAGCCUUCGUAAUGACUCUAAUGAGGUGCUGUUUGUUAAUUGGUGAUUUCUGAGGCUGGUAACUCUAAAUGAACUUCUCCUCUGCAGCAGAGGUAAGUUUCGGUCUUGCCUUUGGGGACCAGUCUCAUCAUGGUUUUUUGAUGAGUUUUGAAAAUGCAUUUGUUUUUACAAUACUGUUUUUGCGAGAAAUGUUCCAGAACUUAAGAUAAGGUCUUAAGAUAAUAACCAGCUGUUGUUGUUGUUACUUAAUUACCUAAUGCCAUAUGUAUUAUUUCAUAGUUUUUAAAUCUUUAGUAUUGUUAUAGAGUGU
Messenger RNA from Clarias gariepinus (North African catfish), 2464 nucleotides. It is a transcript of the gene fam167aa, whose product is annotated as family with sequence similarity 167 member Aa. Lineage: Eukaryota; Metazoa; Chordata; Actinopteri; Siluriformes; Clariidae. The transcript has 3 exons. The record is from RefSeq and is a predicted model, not a curated record. The coding region runs from base 120 to 752 and encodes 210 amino acids.